Messenger RNA from Ruditapes philippinarum (Manila clam), 1598 nucleotides. Its product is annotated as adenosine receptor A3-like. Lineage: Eukaryota; Metazoa; Mollusca; Bivalvia; Venerida; Veneridae. Gene Ontology annotation, molecular function: G protein-coupled receptor activity. Gene Ontology annotation, biological process: G protein-coupled receptor signaling pathway. The transcript is spliced from 2 exons. Gene Ontology annotation, cellular component: membrane. The record is from RefSeq and is a predicted model, not a curated record. The coding region runs from base 68 to 1252 and encodes 394 amino acids.
GUAUGGUGAAGUUCCAAAAGUCUCCAAAGAUGAAUAAUUCACAUUGCUUAUAUUUAAAUGAAUUAAAAUGAAUGAAACUUCAAAUAUGUCACCCUACAUCAGUUUCGGUGUAUCAAACAACAGUUCCACAUUGGAUAUUGUGACGAUAAUUUUAAAUUCAAAUAAUAAUAUUAAUAACACUGUUGCCAUGGCAACUGAACAAACUACAACACUAUUUGUUACUAUGCACGGUUACCAUGUGGAUUUGCAAAAUCUCUUAGUUGCCAUAGUUAUGGUAAUUCUGGGAAUCUGGAUUAUUGUGCUAAAUUUACUACUCAUACACACUCUCGUGAAGUGCCGAGCACAACUUGAAGUGACAGACAUGUUUAUUCACAGCCUGGCGGUGACGGACACCGCUGUCGGUUUCCUUAUACUAUAUAACUCUGCGUACAACAUUGUCAACUUUCAAAACAGAUACGAGUGCCUGAUUCGCUUCGGACUAAUUCAUACAAUGUUAAUGAACUCUACCGGAUUCAUAUCAAUGUUAACUAUAAAUAGAUACAUUAAAAUUACACGACCUUUCCAAUACACUAAUAUUUUCAAAAAAUGGCGGAUAAUUUUAUUAUCUGUAAGUAUAUGGUGCAUUUCUGCAGGAGUGGGUCUAACACCUCUUGCAGGCUGGAAUAAAGAAUACGUGCCGACAGAAUUAGAUGAGAGUCAUACAGCAUGCCGAUAUUUUGGAAUAAUGCAACCAGGGUAUAUUCUAUUAAAUGUUACAUUAUACUGGAUUCCAUUGAUAUUAAUGAUUGUAAUGUAUUCACAUGUGGCAAAAAUAACAUGUCAUCAUUCAAGAGUGAUAAGUGCUCAAGAACAAGUGCUAUCUAGAAAAUCAGUAAAGAUAUUUGAAAGUCGAUCAUGGCGACUAACAAAGACAAUAUUCAUAGUUAUUGGAGUUUACUUCUUUUGCUGGCUUCCAACAGGAGUAUACUUCAUGAUACAACUGUCUGGUUCCAUCAAUUAUCUGAACUAUACAACGCAGGGAAACAUUCUCACAUUCACGACAGCUGUCGGCUUUCUUAACAGUCUCUUCAACCCUAUCAUAUAUGCCACAAAAAUACCUUGCGUCAAACAGCGUUUCUCUCAAGUCUUUUGUUGUAACCAACAACGAAGACAAUCAUUACAUACUGUUGUUUUUACAACUGAAAAUAUGGUGUCAUGCGAUAAUAGAAAUAAAUCAAGCAUAGAUUUACAAGGAAUCGACUCAUUGACUUAGCUGAAGAAAAGCUGCGAUAAAUAUCAAUCAAAGCAAAAAGGUGCUUGCAAAAUAACAAGCGUUUAAGGACUUGGCUGCUGAAUUCAAAUAAAUUGACCAGCAUUUACUGAAAGGCCAAAGACGUGUAAUUCACUGCGAUGCUUGGAGUCAAAAUAAUGAAAAACUGAAAUACUUUUUGUAAAAAAGUGCUUGCCAAAUAACAAAUUAUUGUGUUCAAAGUUUACUGGCUUGAAGUAUCUGAUAAGGAAACCCCCAUAGAUGUGCAAUCUAAAGAUAGUUUGGCUUGUUGAACUUCAUUCUUAGCUAAAGUGAAAAACAUUAUGAAAAUGAUGACUUUAAAAGAACA